Cydia amplana is the source of this 2111-nucleotide messenger RNA. RefSeq names its product general transcription factor IIH subunit 1 (gene Tfb1). Gene Ontology annotation, cellular component: transcription factor TFIIH core complex; transcription factor TFIIH holo complex. Gene Ontology annotation, biological process: transcription by RNA polymerase II; transcription by RNA polymerase I; nucleotide-excision repair. Lineage: Eukaryota; Metazoa; Arthropoda; Insecta; Lepidoptera; Tortricidae. Bases 306 to 2027 code for a protein of 573 amino acids. The transcript has 11 exons. The record is from RefSeq and is a predicted model, not a curated record.
UAUGGUAAUUGGUGUGUUCUGUCAUGUCAGUUUUGUCAAAACUGCAAAUGGUCGACUGAUGUGGUUUUUGUUAAAUAAUUUCAUAAUUUCAUCGCUUUGUAUUUUAGCAUUUAUCAACCACGGAAUUUGGACCAAACUAUUUAUUUACCCACUAAAAGUAUACUGGACUAUACCUGAGGAGACACAGCGUCCGUGAUCUUGAACUCUAAUCAUUGUCAUGGGGCAAUAUUUAUACCUAUUUCAUUAGAGUUAUUAAACCAAUAGGAUUUUUGGGUUAAUACAUCGAUAGCUUAAACACUGUAACAAUGACAACGUCUUCUGAAGACGUUUUGUUGAGUGUAGGCUACGUACGAUAUAAGAAGGGUGACGGUACCUUGUAUGUGAUGAAUCAGAGGUUGGCAUGGAUGCUGGAAAAUAGAGACACUGUUGCUGUAUCGCACAAAUAUGCUGAUAUUAAAACACAAAAGAUAUCACCAGCUGGUAAGCCUAAAGUGCAACUGCAAGUGGUGCUCCAUGAUGGAACAUGUUCCACAUUCCACUUCGUCAACCCUGCAGGCCCAGAGGCGCAGGCUAAGGACCGGGACCAGGUGAAAGGCUUGCUGGUGAAUCUGUUACCUAAGUUUAAGAGGCAAAUUGAUGGAGAACUAGAGAUGAAGUCCAGGCUCUUGUCUCUUCAUCCAACUCUGAAGCAUUUAUAUGAAGACUUAGUAAUAUCAAAAGUGAUUAAUAGUGAAGAGUAUUGGAACACACCCACUUUGAAACAUUAUACUGAAUCUAAUAAUAUUAAGCAGGAGGCGGGUGUCUCUGGAGCUUUUCUAGCCGACAUCCAGCCCCAAACAGAUGGCUGCAAUGGCCUCAAAUAUAAUCUCACACAGGAUAUAAUAGACGCUAUUUUCAAAACAUACCCUGCUGUCAGAAAGAAACAUAUAGACUAUGUGCCCAACAAGAUGACUGAAGCGGAAUUCUGGACCAAAUUCUUUCAAUCUCAUUAUUUUCACAGAGACCGCAUAGCAUCAUCUUCUAGCAAAGAUUUAUUUGGAGAAUGUGCAAAACUAGACGACCACGCCAUUGCCUCAGCUAUGAGACACACCACACUGGACCUCACGGUGGAUCUGCCUAAAUUCUCGGAGCCUAUUCCUCUCUUACCGACGGAAGACGACGCCCCCGUUGAGAAAGACAAAGGCGACAGCACGUCCAUACAUAGGAAUAUGAUCAAACGGUUCAACCAACAUUCUAUUAUGGUGCUCAAAGCUAGUCAAAAAACAAAUUCUAGUAGUAGUGAUAGCAAUAGUAAAACUACAAACAAUAACAACAAAGUGGUAGAAAAUGGGGUUAAAGAAACGAAUGGCACCGCUGAGAAGAGGCCAGCUGAUGAAAAAAAUGCUUCAGAGCCCGUGGACAAGAGAAGAAGGAUAUUAGAAAAGAUACAUUAUGAGGAUCUAGAAGAUUCAAAUAGGAAUGAAGAUGCACAGGAACUGAAAUUAUCCAAGAUUGAAAGGUAUUUAUUAGGACCGUCGUCGCAAGUGAACCAAUCAAGUUCGAGUACGAAUCACCCACCGCCUUUGUCCGCUCUAGCUUCAAUAUGUCAGGCGUGGUCGAGCGGGCAGCAGUGCGCGCGGCCGAUCCGCGUCGGCGCGGCGGGCUGCGUGGCCGCGCUCGGCGAGCUCAGCCCCGGCGGCGCGCUCAUGCGGCAGCACCACGCCGCCGCCAUGGCGCAACUGAUCCCGGCCGACGUGAAAUCCGAGCUGAACCGGCUGUACCUGUCCGCGGGGGAGCUGCUCCGCGAGCUGUGGCGCUGCUUCCCCGCGCCCGCCACGCCCGCGCAGGAGGCGGACAGCGCGCGCGCAGAGAAGUUCUACGAGGCGCUGCUGCGCUUCAGGAACGUCAAGCUGAGGCCGUUCGAGGAGAAAAUGCUUCACGACCUGACACCACUAGCAACAUCACUUACGAAACACAUCAACCAAAUGAUAGACGUGGCCUGUACGAAGUACGCGCUUUGGCAGCAAAGGCAAGCCAAACUUCGGUAGUAUUGUAUGUAGUACCAGGGGACUUACUCUUGGUGUCAUCGAAAUCUAUGUUCUUUUUGUGUUUAUCCAACAAAGCUGGCACAU